AUGUCUACUGCUCCCGGUCUUAGAGCCAUCGCCAUGACGAUGCCAACAUAUGGCUGGUUGUCCGGGUUAUCAGCAGCUCAGUGUGAGUGAUCUCGGCUGAGGAAUGGCAGCCAUUCCAGCUAUGCCACCAAAGAGCCACUGCCUGCCAAACACACACGCAUCCUCUCACCUCUCUGCUCUCUGUCUCUGUCUCUCUGUCUGUCUCUGUCUCUCUGUCUGUCUCUGUCUCUCUGUUUGUCUCUGUCUCCUCUCCUUUCCUCUCCUUUCCUUGCCCCCCCCCCCUCUCUCUCAGCCUCCAAUGGUUAUUGAUUUAGAUUCUGCCUCACAACACACUGCCAAGUCAAGUCAUCCAUUCAUGUAUUAAGUCAGAUUGACAGAGUUUCUGGCUGAGCCCUAAAAAUGAUGUGUGGGGACGGAGGAGAUUUGGAAUCUGUAUUGUAAGAGGAUUUUGGUCAGGCUGUUAUGGUGGCUGUUGCUGUUUUGAGUUGGCAUAUUUAAAGGUCCUCCAGCAGACUGCUCUCCAUCUGCCCCAGAGUCCAGGCCCACCACUUACACACCCUCUUCCACUGCUUCAACCCCCAAGCUUCUGUGGCGGUCCCAUUUUCCCAUCUGCCUACCGAACUGGCUCCAACCCGUCCACCCCUCUCUUCUCUCCUCUCUCCCAGGGUAUGAGUGGGAUGUGUGGGGGUGAGAUGAUGAUGAUGAUGAUGAUGAACGAAUCCCCUUCCUGCCUGUCCACCCACUGAUACUCCCUGCCUGCCUGGGCUGAAUGCACUACCACAGUACUGCAGAGGAGCUAGUGUGUAUGGAUAAGUAAUGUAGGAGCAACUCCCUCUGCUUUGUGGGCUAAAUCAUGGUGUGCUAAAUCAUGUUGUGCUAAAUCACGGUGUGCUAAAUCAUGGUGUGCUAAAUCAUGUUGUGCUAAAUCACGGUGUGCUAAAUCAUGGUGUGAUAAAUCAUGGUAGCUAUAGAUAUUACGUGAGAGAAAGGAGAGGUGGAAGGCAGGUUGACGUUUAUUGUCAUGAAUCUUGCCCUGGAGGCAGAACUGUGCGAUUUCUGCUAGAUGGGCCAGCUGCAAGUCAAAAUUGGCUAUAUUGCAAAAAUUCAUAAAAACACAAAUUAGCUUCUUAGUCUUAAUUUAAGGUUAGGGUUAGGCAUUAGGGUUAGCAGUGUGGUUAGGGUUAGGUUUAAAAUCAUAUUUUAUGACUGUGGCUGUGCCAGCUAGUGACCAGUCUGUAGAGCUGCCUCCAGGGCAAGAUUCAUGACGAAAAACACUAACCUGGAGGUGGAGAGAAGACAAAAUGGAGAUUGAAGGUGAAAGAGAGAGAUAGAGAGAAAGAAAUUGCCUGGCAACAGAAAUGCUUGCUGCAGUGAUUUCCUCACAUGACAGUGUAUUUUGACUCUGCAGUACUUUAUUGUUGUGAUAUUUUGACCCUCAGCUCUUUGCUGUAAGCUGUAAAGUGUUGCCUCGUCCUCUGUGGCACUGAGCUUAGCAACCAUGAAAGAGCCAUCACAUCACAGACAGAUUUUAAUUGGGCUGUUCGAGCGAGCCGUCAGCAUCCCGCGACACACACACACACACAUGCACGCGCUCAUGCACACACACACACACACACACACACACACACACACACACACACAGUGAUGGGCGCAAAAUAAUGAAAUAUGACAGACAUCCUUCCUCAGUCUCCAACAACAUGACAUGUAUUAUAAUAAUGGCCCCUUUUUCUCCCCCAGUUCUGCCAGAGUGGGAUUCAGCUAUAAUAUAAUUGUGAUGUUUAGUAGAAUCAUCUGAAACGACUAUGUCCUGGAGAGUGGGAUGUUCACACAGAGAUGAUGCAGUAGUGUGUACAAUAGGAUGUGAAACGAUUGGAUUCCCAUUCGGCUUCCGUCGGCAUAUUAAAUGGUGGAUGAACUACUGUUUUCAUAAUGAAAUGAGUUGAUUCUCCACAGAGAUGCAUGGUAUGGGUACACCCCAUUAGACAAACCUUUAGAAGAUGUCUUGCUAGGGCCCACAGUACAUUGAGGGAAAAAAGUAUUUGAUCCCCUGCUGAUUUUGUACGUUUGCCCACUGACAAAGAAAUGAUCAGUCUAUAAUUUUAAUGGUAGGUUUAUUUGAACAGUGAGAGGCAGAAUAACAACAAAAAUAUCCAGAAAAACGCAUGUCAAAAAUGUUAUAAAUUGAUUUGCAUUUUAAUGAGGGAAAUAAGUAUUUGACCCCUCUGCAAAACAUGACUUAGUACUUGGUGGCAAAACCCUUGUUGGCAAUCACAGAGGUCAGACUUUUCUUGUAGUUGGCCACCAGGUUUGCACACAUCUCAGGAGGGAUUUUGUUCCACUCCUCUUUGCAGAUCUUCUCCAAGUCAUUAAGGUUUCAAGGCUGACGUUUAGCAACUCGAAACUUCAGCUCCCUCCAAAGAUUUUCUAUGGGAUUAAGGUCUGGAGACUGGCUAGGCCACUCCAGGACCUUAAUGUGCUUCUUCUUGAGCCACUCCUUUGUUGCCUUGGCCGUGUGUUUUGGGUCAUUGUCAUGCUGGAAUACCCAUCCACGACCCAUUUUCAAUGCCCUGGCUGAGGGAAGGAGGUUCUCACCCAAGAUUUGACGGUACAUGGCCCCGUCCAUCGUCCCUUUGAUGCGGUGAAGUUGUCCUGUCCCCUUAGCAGAAAAACACCCCCAAAGCAUAUUGUUUCCACCUCCAUGUUUGACGGUGGGGAUGGUGUUCUUGGGGUCAUAGGCAGCAUUCCUCCUCCUCCAAACACGGCGAGUUGAGUUGAUGCCAAAGAGCUCCAUUUUGGUCUCAUCUGACCACAACACUUUCACCCAGUUCUCCUCUGAAUCAUUCAGAUGUUCAUUGGCAAACUUCAGACGUUUCUUGAGCAGGGGGACCUUGCGGGCGCUGCAGGAUUUCAGUUCUUCGCGGCGUAGUGUGUUACCAAUUGUUUUCUUGGUGACUAUGGUCCCAGCUGCCUUGAGAUCAUUGACAAGAUCCUCCCGUGUAAUUCUGGGCUGAUUACUCACCGUUCUCAUGAUCAUUGCAACUCCACGAGGUGAGAUCUUGCAUGGAGCCCCAGGUCGAGGGAGAUUGACAGUUCUUUUGUAUUUCUUCCGUUUGGGAAUAAUCGCACCAACUGUUGUCACCUUCUCACCAAGCUGCUUGGCGAUGGUCUUGUAGCUCAUUCCAGCCUUGUGAAGGUCUACAAUCUUGUCCCUGACAUUCUUGGAGAGCUCUUUGGUCUUGGCCAUGGUGGAGAGUUUGGAAUCUAAUUUAUUGAUUGCUUCUGUGGACAGGUGUCUUUUAUACAGGUAACAAACUGAGAUUAGGAGCACUCCCUUUAAGAGUGUUCUCCUAAUCUCAGCUCGUUACCUGUAUAAAAGACACCUGGGAGCCAGAUAUCUUUCUGAUUGAGAGGGGGUCAAAUACUUAUUUCCCUCAUUAAAAUGCAAAUCAAUUUAUAACAUUUUUGACAUGCGUUUUUCUGGAUUUUUUUGUUGUUAUUCUGUCUCUCACUGUUCAAAUAAACCUACCAUUAAAAUUAUAGACUGAUCAUUUCUUUGUCAGUGGGCAAACGUACAAAAUCAGCAGGGGAUCAAAUACUUUUUUCCCUCAAUGUAUUUCUAUAACUAGUGCCCAGAGUUUUUCCUCUAAACUCAAGGACCUACACAUGAUUCCUCUUCUAGCUAAACUUCUUCUUUCUGUCACCCUUUCUCUCAUUCCCUCCCUCUCUCUCUCUCUCCAGAUCACCUGUCUCCAGGACUUCUUCGGCGAGGACGACGUGUUCAUUGCGUGCGGACCAGAGAAGUACCGCUACGCGCAGGAUGACUUCCUGUUGGAUAACAGUGGUAAGGCUUCCGUAGCCUUUGUGACUGGAAGGCCUGACUAACUCAAUCUAACAUCACCUGUAUGUUGUGAAACCUUGGUGUCUCUCUCUCUCUCGCUCUCUCAUAGAAAUGGAUGUAGAUUCCUGUUCUAGUGUCUAUAUUUCUAUGGUCUCUCUGAGUCCCGUCCCUUUCCUCCCUCUUUCCUUCCUAUUUCCUUCAUAGGGUGCGUGGGAAAUGCCAGGUCUCCCUCUGCAAAGAGGUCUUCUGACCUCAAUGGGACUUCCUAGUUAAAUAAAGGUCAUAGAAAUCGCACACUAUUCCAUAUGGAGCCUCCAUAGGGCUCUGGUGAAAAGCAGUGUACUAUAUCGGGAAUAGGGUGCCAGUUUGGACGCACCCCUCCUUUUUCUCUCUCAUAGUAUAGUGUAACUUCCCUAAAGAGAUGUCAAUGCCAAACCUCUUUCCCCUUUUCAUACUAGAAGUCAGGAUGAAGUGCGUCUGAAAGGUGUAACAUGAUAAUUAUCUGUCAACCAUACAAUAGUGAACGUUUAUUUUCUCCGUUGAAUGAGACUUAUAAUUGUUCUGAAAGUGGUUCCAGUGACUCGUGACACUUAAUCAUGACUCUAAUAUAAUGUAAUCAUCACUCAAUAUCUUAAUUCAUUCCUCUCGUCCAAGAGGAGGAGACUAUCGAUUAUGUGUGAGAUUAUCGGUCUGAACACACACAGAUUCCUGCCUUCUGUAGGGGAAAGUGGCUGCAGUCACAUUUUGUAUGGUGUAGUUGUAGUAGUACAUUCCAUUCCAGGGUGCUACAGUGAAUAUCAUUGUGUGUACAUACUACCCCAUGUUGAGAAGAAGACGUUCUUGAAAAUCACUUAAAAGAUGUCCGCAGCGAUAGCCCCUACUGCAGCAGGAUAUGGCCUCUUUAGGCCAUAGCUAACCCAUUGUUAUCUUAAGCAGGCCGAUGUCAGUACAACUCCUCUGCAGUCCCCUAUCCUCUGUGCUAGAUAAGGUGGAGACAGGACAAGAUGUACUGUAUAUAAUAUCCAAACCUCAUGGGGAAACCAACAGGCUAAUUCUAGACACCUCUCCAAACUAUUCCCAAGGUACAUCCUGUUUUCAUAACUUAGUCUUGCUCCUGUAACAUAACAUUUUAAAGCUGCAAUAUGUCACUUUUUGGGCGACCCGAUGAAAUUCAUAGGAAUGUGAGGUAUAGAUCUACACUAUACUUGCUUGUUUUGUCACAUAAACUGAAAAUAUAAUUUUAGCAACCAGGAAAUGGCAGAAGGAUUUCUGCAUAGUGCAUAUUUAACACACACACACACACACACACACACACACACACACACACACACACACACACACACACACACACACACACACACACACACACACAGGUGUAAACACUGUUUGUGUUUAGUUUCUUCAGCUGAAUCUGUUCUUCAGUUGUUUUAGCUCUUCCUUGUCCUACUUCCCCUGCCAUGCUCCAUUUGAAGAAUGAGGUCUUUCCCCAAAAGUGUUUGGUCUAGGUACCUCUUUACAGCUCUAAAGUCUUUCCACAGUGUCUUACAGGAGUCCCAAGGGGCUGUUGUACUGUCAGACUCAAUUGUCGAGAACAGUGUCAAAUCCAAACACGGUUUGGGGAACGAUAUAAAAAGUCAACACUGCAAGUAAACAACCUUGCAUGGUACAGUAGCUAGCAUAGUAGUAAACAGAAUGGCACAUGGGGUCUGCUCCAAUAACAGGCUUGGGUCACGCCCACUUUAUAGGGAAUAGGCAAUAGGGUAGGGAGUCAUUUCAGACGCACUCCUGGUCAUUAUUUGUCUCCAAUUGGCCACAGCUGGUUGGUACCUCCUCUGUGUUCAUGGUGUCAUAAUAGCAUCUAACACUGUAACACCCCCCGAUUAACACCAUCUGACAUGAACCCUGACAGUUUAACCACCAGUCUCAUUACAGUAACCAGUCAUAUGCUGCGCCUGAACGCAGCUCGCUCUGUCUGUUGUCAAAGCUGCUAAAACAGCUCUGUAUCACAGGCGGUUGGUGGCACCAUGAAUGGGGGAGGGGCGGGCUCGUGGUAACGGCUGGAGCGGUAUAUAGGUGGAAUGGCAUCAAAUACAUUAAACACAUGUUUUCCAUGUGUUUGAUACCAUUCCGUUGCGCCGUUCCAGCCAUUAUUAUGAGCCGUCCUCCCCUCAGCAGCCUCCAUUGCUUUGUGUGUCUGUGCAACACCACUAAAACAGUUGAACCACCAACCUCAUUACCCCGCCACCUGCUGCUCCUGCAUGCAGCCCUGUCAGUCUGUCUGUCUGUGCAUGCACCUCUGUGAAACGCUCCUAACGCAACAGCUUUGGGAGCAGCACAGCAGGCAGCAAACACGAUAGCGUAAUUACCACAGCUUGGGAAUUUUCCAUGGAUUUAUGGCGCGCACAGAGCCACAGACGACUGCACACGAGGUGUUUGUUUGGAAAAAGCAGACGCUUAACUGAGUGUUGUGGGAAGCUCUGUGUGAAUUAAACGUCCUUAACUUCUUGAACACUCCAUACUUAGGGCUUUCUCAAAGAGAGCCAAUGAUAUUAUGCUGCUCUACAGCGCUGCACAUAAUAUAACAUAAUAAGGACGUGAUUUUAGGCUGUUUCAUUUCAGUGCUCUGGCUUUGUGUUCUGUAGUGACACUUCUCCACAACUGAUUAGACCCAAUAUUAGGCUGUUAUUACAGCCUGAAAUCCUCACUGAAUAUCACUCCAUUUCACUACCGUAUCACCAUGUUCAGUUUGGAUUUCAGGCUAGUAUUAUUAUGCAUCCAUCUAUUCAUUCAUGCAUCUAUUCAUUCAUUCAUCCAUCUAUUCAUUCAUUCAUCCAUCUAUUCAUUCAUCCAUCUAUUUAUUCAUUCAUUCACUGAAGUGUUUCCUCUAUCAUUCUUUUCCCCCUCCACUCUUCCUCCUCCACUCUUCCUCCUCCUCCUCCACUCCUCUCCUCUGUGUUUGGCUAAAGUCCAAUACAACCCACAGUAUCCACAUCAUAACAUGGAUAUGUGGGUAUUGAGCAUGAAUGGGGCGGUGGAGGAUGGGACUGAACUGUGCAUGAGUGUGAUGUAAGUUCCUAGCUGGAGCUAAUUUAGACUAGUUUGACUGGAACACUUGGAACUGUAUUGAAUUGUGCUAGAUAGGAAAUGAGGUCGGUGUGUGUGUGAGUGGUUUUAACCCUGUGUGUGUUGUCUUCACAGAAUGCCGGGUGCUCAAGUCAUCAUACUCUGCCCGCUCGCCCACUCCAACGAGGGCUGCUGGGAGCAAGAGCCCUGGACUCUCACGCCGUAUCAAGUCCCCUGGCAUAGGUAUACACACACAAACACAGUUAGUGGGUGAUGGACUGAGUAACUGAUUUUCAUCUGCCAUUAACUACUGUUUUACAAAGUAAUCACGUCAAAAGGUUUCAGGAUUUCUUCAGCUGAAUCUGUUCUUCAGUUGUUUUAGCUCUUCCUUGUCCUACUUCCCCUGCCAUGCUCCAUUUGAAGAAUUAGGUCUUUCCCCAAAAGUGUUUGGUCUAGGUACCUCUUUACAGCUCUAAAGUCUUUCCACAGUGUCUUACAGGAGUCCCAAGGGGCCGUUGUACUGUCAGACUCAAUUGUCGAGAACAGUGUCAAAUCCAAACACGGUUUGGGGAACGAUAUAAAAAGUCAACACUGCAAGUAAACAACCUUGCAUGGUACAGUAGCUAGCAUAGUAGUAAACAGAAUCGCACAUGGGGUCUGCUCCAAUAACAGGCUUGGGUCACGUCCACUUUAUAGGGAAUAGGCAAUAGGGUAGGGAGUCAUUUCAGGUCAUUAUUUGUCUCCAAUUGGCCACAGCUGGUUGGUACCUCCUCUGUGUUCAUGGUGUCAUAAUAGCAUCUAACAAAAGGUUUCAGGAUUUUGGCAGGCUACAGGCCAUAUGGCCAAUUUACCGAACAUUUAUCUUAAGCUCAGUUAAAAAUUGAUUUUGGGGCUUUAAGUUGGACUUUGAAACCUCAAGUUGUAAAAAUAAACAAAACAUUCUAGGAAAGUCAGUACUGUAUUACACCAGAGUUUAGAAUAAUUAAUGUUUUACUAUUUUCUUCUCUCUCUCUUUUCCCUCUCGUCUCUUUUUCUUUCCCUCUCUUUCCCUCUCCCCUCUCUUUCCCCCCCCCCCCCUCCCCUCUCUUUCCCUCCCCCCCCCCCCUCUCUCUCUCUCUCUCUCUCUCUCUCUCUCUCUCUCUCUCUCUUUCUGCAGUAAGAAGACCAAUCCAUUACUCCACCAGUAGUCAGUCUCCUGUUAAAUCCCCAGGUAAGCCUGUUAACAUCCUGCACUGCCCACUCUGUUGGCCCAUAACACAUUAGCCUACCACAACAACAUUCAUUUUCAUCUAGCCAGCUAUCAUUACUAGGACCUUGAGUUUUCCCCUAAGGACGUAGCCUAACCAGGAAUAACUCCUGGCCCGAAUCAUCACCACAAUAUGUUAACAAUAAUCACUACAUUAGUCUUUCUCAGAGAGGGCACCAAUUAAAACCCUUUUGGAGUUCCUGACAGCUUCGAGUAGAAUGUCUCUGUCUUGGUCAGUGCACCCUUGGCCUAAGGUUGACCUCGUGGCUGAUGGGGCCCUGUGAGAGGUCCAGUUAGUCUCUCUCAGUACAGUACAGUAUAUUGUAAUGUCAGUCAGGCAGCUCCCCUCUGAUGCCUGCAUGGCCUCUAGCCUCCAGCCUCCUGCUGUGUAGGGAAGUGCCAUCAAUUAUUCUGAAAGAGCUCUGCUCCACUGUGGACCUCCCUGGCCUGCCAUUCUGACCUAAGACUAUUUAAAGAUCUCUGGAUAUCGCACUCUCUUUCUCACCGUCUCUUUCGCUGGCUCUUGCUCUUUCUCUUCUCUCUAUUUUUUUAUCUCUCUCUCCUCUCCCUCUCUCUCCUCUCUCUUCCUGGCCCAGCCCCAGAAACUCUCUCUCUACAGCAUGCAUCUAAUCUGAGCACAGACUGGUGCAGGGCCGGCUGAUACAAACCCAUGUACUAAAUUAGCCUCAGUGCUUUAGUCUUCAUCUGCUUUCACUGAGGCCUUCUAAUUUAAUUUAAUUCUCACAUCAGGAGACAUAAGAGUUGUCUGGCAUCGCAUUCCAUCUCUCAAGUAGGUACUGUACUGUAUUGGUGAUUCUGAUUGUUGUUAGCAGGUCCAGAUUGGUUAUCUCAGGGAAUGGGUACAGCAUGCCGCAGUGUGGCAGUGUACCUGCCAAGAACCUAGAGUGUGUGGCAGAUGAGGCCUUUCACAGAAACACACUGUACUAUUACCAAUACAGUCGACUUCUCCAAAGAAAGUCAAUGCCUGGCCCUGUUGUUUGAGGAGAGGACUGUCUGUGACACAGGGAGGUUCCUAGAGGUAGGCUGCUUGAGGUACCCUUGAACCUUCAGGGUCGUAGCUUCCGUGUAGCCUUAGCUGAAAACAGAUUAUCCAGGCAGCCUGAGGACGCACCUGGGGUGACCCUGCGUGUCUAUCUGUUGGAGCCAAACACAACCUGCUUCCUCCCACAGGGGUCCGGGCAGGAAGUUGGACACAGUCACACACAGUUCUAGACACGAAACGCCACACUACACCUGAAUGAAAAAUCUAGCACUCAGUCUUAAAGAAAGGUGAUGGACUUGAAUGCGACUGUUAGUACAGAUCUUUGUCAACUGAGUGAAAGUAAACCCAUUCAAAGUGAACUUUGUUGUGUCACAAAUAGUUUUCCUGCCCUGUCGUAUAUCACUUCCUGUGAUAGAGAGAGGCAUUUCCUUUAGCAGUAAAGAAAUUAAGAACAAUAAAAUACACAAUGUAAUAAGAGUAAUACACUUUUAAACAGCCACAUCUCUCCAGAGGAAAAAGGAAAAAGGACUUCCUCUCUCGUUUGCCCUUUCCCCACCUCAGCACUUCCUGUUGGGCCAGCCCUAGCCCUAUCAUUGUCUUACUAUGGCUUCCUCCCUCUCUCCUUCCCUCUUUUCUCUCUCCUCCCUCGCUCUCUCUCUCCUCUCCAGUCAAUGGAGUCCCCAGCAGUACGAUCUCCACCCCCAAGUCCACCAAAUCCAACAGCUCCUCCCCCACCAGCCCCCGCAGUAUACACAGCUUCAAGGUGAGUCACACACACACACCGUGUCACACACAAACCACCUGUAAUCUCCAGAUAGUGCUAUUGUUCUGUAUGUACCCAUAUGGGAAGAGUGAUUGUAUAUUUUGGCAUAUGCUAUAAAUAACCAUAUAGUAGCAAAUGAUUUAACCUCAAGUGCACUAGAUCAGGAAUAGUGGUUGGCCAGGUAACCAAAAUGCUUGAAUCUGUUGACAGUGGAGACAACAGCACAUCAACUUUCUCAAGAUCAUUAUUACCGUUUGGCAACAGUUACACCAUGUUUACUUGACAGGUCCAUGUCGUUUGAUAGAACUUAGUUACUCUGAAGACAUCACAAAAUAAUGUAUUGAAAAAAAAAGAUUGAUGAAGAUUGAGGAUGUAAUCCACCAAGUUCAAAGGUGUUUCACCACCUUGCUUCCUCCUUUAUGCACUGUACUAAAUAAUGCAUCCAUUCCUUCAGUCCAGGUACAAGAAAUAAGCCUUAUGGUCCAUGUACUUCUAGCAGUGUUGAAAGAGUUGAAAGAUCUUCUCUUCCAUAAUAGAAAAGAUUACUUGGAUGACUUGGCGGAAUCUGUUGCAUGUGAAAGCCAAGAAUGCUUGAAAAAGCAGUCUUAUAAUAACCCAUUCAAACAGCCAUCACAGCUGUCUCUUUUGGAAAAAGCCUCUCGUCAAAUUAUUCAUUAUUUUCAACAUUAUUCAUCAUUUCAAUCCAUUAAAGUUUGUGUUUCCUCUGUCUCUGCCUGAUAAGUGACUCAGUAGGGGAGGCCUAUCCAUUAUGAUAGUACUUAACACCCUGUACUUUUCACUUAUUUUACUGUUCACUUAUUUUACGCCAAAUGCAUCAUUAACACCGUGAUAUAAAUAGCUGCUCACUUUUGUGUUUGGGUAGGCACAUAACAUCCACAGAAGGGAGAACUUUUAGAGCAAUUCAGAAGAGACGUGUUUUUAUAGAAUCGGCUUCUAUCUUUCCAUUGAGCUACCUAUCUAAUAAUGAAUUAUAAAGUCUAAUAUCAAACAUUUUCUUACCAAACUAUACUGAACAAAAAUAUAAAUGCAACAUGCAACAAUUUCAAAGAUUUGACUGAGUUACAGUUCACAUAAGGAAAUCAGUCAAUUUAAAUUAAUUAAUUAGGCCCGCACAAGUACAGUGAAAUGCUUAACUUGCAAGCCCUUCCCAACAGUGCAGUAUUCAAUAUCAAAAUAGUAUAACAAAAAACCACAAGAUAUAAGAGGGGUAAAAAAAACAAACAGGGCCAGUACCAAACUACACCAUUUUGAAGCGAGGGUGUUUUUGUAUUAGUUUCCUGUCAGAACUCUGAAGCACUAUAAUACACUAAGGGGAUCCAUGAGCUAGUUAUCCUGUCACACUCUGUCAUGGCAUUAUAUUGGAUUUCAAAUGCAUGCUACUUAAAGCAAAACCAUUAGUCAAUGUCCCUAGAUCCCACGGCGUAGUUCUGGAUCGAUGCUAUGAAGCGGACGUAUCGUGUGGUAGUACUCUAGAGAUGUAAUUGGCUAAUUCGAUUGCCCUGCUAGUAUUGAUGUCAAAACAAACCAUUGGACCUACCAAUUGUGCCUAGCUAAGCUUGACCUCUAAUCCAUUGUGUGUACCAUAUUUGAUACUUAUAGUUGCCAUGAUGAUGCAUGUGUCCAGGUUUUGACUUGAGGGGUGGCUGAAAAGGGGAGGAUGCUGACCUCUGUUUUUCUCUCUCCUUCCCUCCUCUCUUCAUCUCUUACUUUCUUUCUCUCCUCGUUUCCAGAUUCCGCCACAUCACAUGUCUGCCACCAAUGUGAACGGGUCUUCACACAGUCUGGAGAAGGCCAAUAACAUGAGUCCUGAGGGUAGGUGUCCCCUUCUCUUCUCUUAAAUUCUCUUCAUUUCCUUUCUCCUCUCUCCUCCUCCUCCUUGCCUUGCCUCGCCACUCCUGUCCACAUCCCCCCCUUCUCCUCUCCACCCUCCCUUACCCUCUCCUCUCCUCUCCUCUCUUCUCUUCUCUUCUCUUCUCUUCUCUUCUCUUCUCUUCUUCUCUUCCUCUCCUCUUCUUUUCUCUCUCUUCUGUUCUCUCUUCUCUCUCUUCUCUUUCCUUCUCUUCUCUUCUCUUCUCUUCUCUUCUCUCCUCUCUUCUCUUCGCCUCUCUCUUCUCUUCUCUCGGCUCUUCUCUUCGCUCUUCAGUCUCUUCUCUUCUCUUCUCUUCUCUUCCUUCUCUUCUCUUCUCUUCUCUUCUCUCUCUUCUCUUCUCCUCUCCCUCUCCUCCCUUCCCUCUCUUUUCUUCUCCUCCCAUCCUCCUCUCCUCUCCGCUCCUCUCCUUCUCCUCUCGCUCUCCUCUCCUCUCCUCUCAUCCCUCCCUCUCCUCCUCUCUCUCCUCAGCGUCCUCCUCUCCUCCUCCUCUCCUCUUCCUCUCCCUCUUCUUCUUCUCAUCUCCUCUCCCUCCUCCCCUCCUUCCUCUCCUCUCCUCCCCUUCUCCUCUCUUCCUUCCCUUUCCCUUCCCGUCCUUCCCUGCCCUUCCCUUCCCUCCCUUCCCUUCCUUCCCUUCCCUCCUUCCCCUUCCCUUCCCUUUCCCUUCCCUUCCCUUCCCUUCCCUCCCUUCCCUUCCCUUCCUUCCUCUUCCCUUCCCUUCCUUCCUUCCCUCCUUCCCUUGCUCCUCCUCCCUCUCCUCUCCUCUCCUCUCCUCUCCCUCCUCUCCUCUCUCUCCUCUCCUCUCUCCCCCCACCUCCCUCCUAUCCUCUCCUCUCCUCUCCCUCUCCUCAUCCUCUCCUCUCCUCUCCUCUCCUCUCCUCUCCUCUCCUCCCUUCUUCUGUUGCUCUCUUCUCUUUACCCUGUGUCAUACUGUCUCCGUGCCAACUCUCACAGCUCCUGCCUGCACUCACUCACCCCUAAACACGUGGCCCUAACGUUCCCUCAACUUUCUCAAAACACUUCACCAACGCAUCCCCAAUCCCCCUAGGGCGUCAAUGUAGGUUCACAGUGUUAUAUUAGAAUUGCUUACUCAGCGACACAAGCCGCAGCACUCACAAUAGAGGGACGGAAGUGUGAUGCGGACGAGUGAGAAAAGGACGAGUGAGAAAAGCUGUGUGCUGUUGCAUGAGACAGCCAGGCUGUAACAAAACUAAACGUCCUUGGGCUGUGUGUCUGCAUAAUAUUACUGGUCCCUCUUUAGGAGUGGCCAGAGACUAGAUCUAGGCUAGUAGCUAGGCAGCCUGGGAUAAUGGACAAUUCAUGAGUUUAUACUUUGAUUAGACUAAAACGUAUUGAUCCUGUAUUUCAACAGCUUUGUCUUAACAUAAAUUGUGGAAAGGUUUGUUUUAUAAAUCCAACAAGAUCAUAUUCAUUUCACUGCAAUGCAAGUUUUACCAGAGUAAGUACUUGUAGGUAUUGUGCGUCAUUCUACACUGAGUGUACAAAACAUUAAGGACACCUGCUCUUUCCAUGACAUAGACUGACCAGGUGAAUCCAGGUGAAAGCUAUGAUCCCUUAUUGAUGUCACUUGUUAAAUCCACUUCAAAUCAGUGUAGAUGAAGGGGAAGAGACAUGUUAAAUAAGGAUUUUUAAGCCUUGGGACAAUUGAGACAUGGAUUGUGUAUGUGUGCCAUUCAGAGGGUGAAUGGGCAAGACAAAAUAUUUAAGUGCCUUUGAACGGGGUAUGGUAGUAGGUGCCAGGCGCACGGGUUUGUGUCAAGAACUGCAACGCUGCUGCGUUUUUCACACUCAACAGUUUCCCGUGUGUAUCAAGAAUGGUCCACCACCCAAAAGACAUCCAGCCAACUUGACACAACUGUUGGAAGCAUUGGAGUCAACAUGGGCUAGCAUCCCUGUGGAACGCUUCCUUCACCUUGUAGAGUCGUUGACCUGACGAAUUGAGUCUGUUCUGAGGGCAAAGGGGGGGGGGGUGCAACUCAAUAUUAGGAAGGUGUUCUUAAUGUUUUGUACACUCAGUGUAUAUAUGAGGGCCACUGGCAGUAACUGAAAGAGCAUUCUGAUGUGCGCUGUUGUAACAUGUCUCUCCUCAUCAGUUAACGGCAACAGCUGUAGCUCUACCACAACCAUCCUGGAAAAAUACAAGGUCGGCAAGGUCAUAGGAGACGGAAACUUUGCAGUGGUGAAAGACUGUGUGGAACGGUAUGUAAUUAAGAAUUCAAUUACAUUUCUUUUACGUCUCAUUGAUGGAUUUAAAACCUUGUUUUAAUUUUUACUUGUCCUCGCUUGACCGUAAAAUAAGUUUCAUAGCAUACCAAUUUGUACUUUCAUAUUUGUAAGGAAUGUUCACUAGGCUGUAAAAGACCUUUAAAAAGCCCGAUUUAUAAAUUACCACGUUGAUAAGUAUCUUUCAAUGUGGCUUAAUAAGCGCUACGUCACAUGUCAUAACUGCUCCGUUCAGGCUUCUAAGGCUUAAUGACAGCAGGCAUUUAUAGCAUUUAGCCCUGUGUAGCUCAGUUGAUAGAGCAUGGCGCUUGCAACGUCAGGGUUGUGGGUUUGAUUCCCACGGGGGGCCCAGUAUGAAAGAUGUAUGCACUCACUAACUGUAAGUCGCUCUGGAUAAGAGCGUCUGCUAAAUGACUAAAAUGUAAAUGUAAAUUUAGCUAUGCAAUUUACUGUCAGAGAAGUCUCUGUGUGCGUGCGUGCAUGCGUGGGGUUCAGCCCAUUAAAUCCACUUCAUUAGCGUUUCCCUUCUGACUCAGCAGUUUGUCUGUAAUGUACAGAGAGAAGACUCCUCCCUCUAAUCAGAAGGCUAGACGCUCCAAUACACUGUCACGCACUGUCUGAUGUUUCAGCAUAUGAUGAGGCUGCAACACUGAUCAGUCUACUGUUGGAUAUAACUUAUAAUCGUAGUUCAGUUGAUGAAACAAGGCUGGCUAAUCUAUUAAAAGUGACUUUCAAACUAUUGGUUUCAAACAGAUGGUUGCAUGUGUUUUGGGUUGGUUUGAAGGAUUUACAGUAAAUACAAUAUACCAUGAUUUGAAGGACAGGUGUUGCUGUAUGUCUUUAUAGGUCCACUGGGAAGGAGUAUGCACUGAAGAUCAUUGACAAGGCCAAGUGCAGUGGAAAGGUGAGAGAGAGAGAGAGAGAGAGAAGAGAGAGAGAGAGAGAGAGAGAGAGAGAGAGAGAGAUAGCGAUCGAGACGCGAGAUAGAGCGCUCUAGAUGGAGAGAGUCUCGCUUCUCCAUCGCUCUCUCUGCUCUCUCUCUCUCUCCUCUCUCGCUCUCUCUCUCUCAUGCUUCUCUCUCUCGCUUCUCGCUCUCUCUCUAGCGUCUCUCUCUGACUGACGCUCUACGCAUCGUCUCUUUCAUUUUGACUCGUGUUUGACCCAAUAGCAGCUCAGCAACCCAGGUUUUAAUGUGGUGAAUGAAUGUAAGUGUUGCAGAGAGACUGUUCAUUCAGACAGUGUUGCUGACAGAGUACCAUGUAUCAACAGAGAGACUGUUCACUCAGACAAGAGGACACUCCAAAUAAAUGACAAUUGAUUGUUCUGGAUUCAUGAGGAGCCUGGUCUCUUAACUAUCUCUAUUGAAGGUUUAGCCUCUCAGCUCUAGGUGCUGCAUAUCAUGUAUCUGUCAGAGCAGCUGACAUUAGAGAAUACAUGAAUAAAACAUGAUACAUAUAUAAUCUGAUUCCAUGAGAUUAACAGGAUCAAAAAACAAUACAAUGAACUACUUCAUGUCUGUCUGCCUGGGGGGUUAAUAAUGCAGGGUGGAAUACCUAACCACUGUGUGUGUGUGUGUGUGUGUGUGUGUUUGUUUUCCAGGAGCACCUGAUAGAGAAUGAGGUGGCAGUGCUGAGGAGAGUCAAACACCCCAACAUUAUCCAGCUGAUAGACGAGGUGGACACACCCACUGAACUCUACCUGGUUAUGGAGCUGGUCAAGGUACGGUUCAACCACUACUGACCACUACACUAUCUAGUCAACCACUACUGACCACUACACUAUCUAGUCAACCACUACACUAUCUAGUCAACCACUACUGACCACUACACUAUCUAGUCAACCACUACUGACCACACACUACCACACUAUCUAGUCAACCACUACUGACCACUACACUAUCUAGUCAACCACUACUGACCACUACACUAUCUAGUCAACCACUACUGACCACUACACUAUCUAGUCAACCACUACUGACCACUACACUAUCUAGUCAACCACUACUGACCACUACACUAUCUAGUCAACCACUACUGACCACUACACUAUCUAGUCAACCACUACUGACCACUACACUAUCUAGUCAACCACUACUGACCACUACAGUAUCUAGUCAACCACUACUGACCACUACAGUAUCUAGUCAACCACUACUGACCACUACAGUAUCUAGUCACCACUACUGACCACUACACUAUCUAUCAACCACUACUGACCACUACCUAUCUAGUCACCACUACUGACCACUACACUAUCUAGUCAACCACUACUGACCACUACACUAUCUAGUCAACCACUACUGACCACUACACUAUCUAGUCAACCACUACUGACCACUACACUAUCUAGUCAACCACUACUGACCACUACACUAUCUAGUCAACCACCACUACUGACUAACUACACUAUCUAUGUCAACCACUACUGACCACUACAGUAUCUAGUCAACCACUACUGAACCACUACUGACCCUACAGUAUCUAUCAAUCACGACUGACACUACACGUUCUAGUCAACCAACUACUGACCACUACUUCAUCUAGUCAACCACGACUGACCACUACAGUAUCUAGUCAACCACUACUGGACACUACCUAUCCUAGUCACCCACUCUACUGACCACUACAGUAUCCUAGUCAACCACUACUGACCACUACAGUCUCUAAGUCAACCACUACUGACCACUACACUAUCUCGUCAACCACUUACUGACCACUACACUAUCAGUCAAACACUAAAACUGACACGACACUAUCUAGUCAACACCACUACGACCACUACAGUAUCUAGUCAACACUACUGACUACUACGUAAUAUAGUCAAACACUACUGACACUACACUUAUCUAGUCAAACCUACGACCACUACACUAUCUAGUCAACCACUACGGACACUACAACUAUCUACACUAGCUAGGCAACCACUACUGACCACUACAGUAUCUAGUCAACCACUACUGACCACUACACUAUCUAGUCAACCACUACUGACCACUACAGUAUCUAGUCAACCACUACUGACCACUACAGUAUCUAGUCAACCACUACUGACCACUACACUAUCUAGUCAACCACUACUGACCACUACAGUAUCUAGUCAACCACUACUGACCACUACAGUAUAUAGUCAACCACUACUGACCACUACGCCCUACACAGUAUUAGUCAACCACAGCUGACCCACAACAGCAGUAAUUUGCACUUCAUCAGUGCAUGCAACAUUAAUAUUUUAGGUACCUAAUCAAAUACUUAAUUCAAUAUUAAUGUGUCUAAUGUGUCCAUUUCCUGCAGGGUGGCGACCUGUUUGAUGCCAUCACAUCCUCCACUAAGUACACAGAGAGAGAUGCCAGUGUUAUGGUGUAUAACCUGGCUGGAGCCCUGAAGUACCUCCACAACAUGAACAUAGUACACAGAGACAUCAAGCCUGAGAACCUGCUGGUGAGUAGUGAGGGACCACACUGAAGACUGGGGUAGCCAGCUACACUGUACCCUGUAAGAUCACAUAUUGUUGGAUUGACAUACAGUAGUUGCCUAGCUACAAUGUAUCAGAAAUGUUGUGACAGUUCCACCAGUGGCCUAGACAUAGACAUGAGAUUUGAGAUAUGCAUAUGAAAUGCUCAAUGAAUUGCAAAUGAAAUGCACAAUGCCUUUAAAUUGAGGUGACAUGAGUUGGUAACUAUGUUUUGUGUGUCUGUCCCUUAGGUGUGUGAAUACCUUGACGGCACUAAGUCUCUGAAGCUGGGGGACUUUGGUCUGGCCACCGUGGUUGAGGGGCCCCUGCACACCGUGUGUGGAACCCCCACCUACGUGGCCCCUGAGAUCAUCGCUGAGGCUGGGUGAGUUACUGCCGACUCAAGGAACCUGCACCUGUAUCGAUAGCAUUAAACAUUCUAGUGACUAGCGCCGCUGAAGGGGAAACCCACACUGAUGUUAACCCAACACGUUCAUAUUUCAUAUUCUUCUCUUCUCUCUCUAAUCUCUCUCCCCUUCUGUUAGGCCUUCUUUUGGCCCUCAUCAUCCUCUCCUUUAUCAUCUCUCUGUUCGUCAGCAACAUCCCCCUACGUGCCUCUUUUCUCAUAACGCUCUGGUAUGGACUGUCUCACGGUAACUCAGCUGUAUCGUGCAUUAACUUCUAUGACUAAGCCCGAGUGUCGAAGCUUGAACCCACUACUGAUGUCACUACAUCAGUCUCUCCUUCUGUCUAUGUCUCUCUUCCUCUAUCUCUUCUCCUCUCUCUUCGGUAUCUUUUCUUCAUGAUCUAUAGAUCGCGGGUGCUGGCAUACUUCUAUCGGGCCCACACACUCUCUCUCUUGCUUCUGAAACUACUCUACAAAUAUCCAUGUAAUCUAGUCAUCUCCUCUGCACUCUCUCUCGUCUCUCUCUCUCUCUCUCUUCUCUCUCUCUCCUCUCUCUCUCGCUCUCUGCUCUCUGUCUCUUUCUCUCUCUCCCCACAGUUAUGGUCUGAAAGUGGAUAUCUGGGCAACUGGGGUCAUCACCUACAUCCUGCUGUGUGGCUUCCCUCCCUUCCGCAGGUACACUACACAACAACAUGUUAUUUAACCUCCAGAACACCUACAUGGAUAUAGUCUCAGGUACAUUACACAACAACAUGGCUGCUCCUUGAUGUGGUUAGCGUUCAUUACACAGUCACCACGCUUAAUGUUAACAUGGUAAUCUCAGAAAUUCUACGGUUGGCUACCUGCUUCAUAUCUGAUUCACACAGUUGAACCUCUACUAGUCUGUCUAGGAUGUACUUUAACCUACAGAAAACAGGGAUUUAAUCCUUACUGUUGGGAAAACUCUUAGAAAUGUCUAAUUGGUCUCGUGAAUGCCCUGUAAGUGUUCCCAUAGGCAGUCCUUAUGCUGAAAAUAAAGUGUUGAGUGGGCUAGCCUAGCACAUCUGUUCGGCUUCCUUAGUGGUAAACCCAGGCGUCUGGCCCUUAGUGUAAACCCAGGCGUCUGGCCCUUAGUGUAAACCCAGGCGUCUGGCCCUUAGUGUAAACCCAGGCGUCUGGCCCUUAGUGUAAACCCAGGCGUCUGGCCCUUAGUGUAAAACCCAGGCGUCUGGCCCUUAGUGUAAACCCCAGGCGUCUGGGCCCUUAGUGUAAACCCCAGGCGUCUGGCCCUUAGUGUAAACCCAGGCAUCUGGCCCUUAUUGUAAACCCAGGGGUCUGGCCCUUAGUGUAAACCCAGGCGUCUGGCCCUUAGUGUAAACCCAGGCGUCUGGCCCUUAGUGUAAACCCAGGCGUCUGGCCCUUAGUGUAAACCCAGGCGUCUGGCCCUUAGUGUAAACCCAGGCGUCUGGCCCUUAGUGUAAACCCAGGCGUCUGGCCCUUAGUGUAAACCCAGGCGUCUGGCCCUUAGUGUAAACCCAGGCGUCUGGCCCUCGCACAUUCAUUCUGCUAUUUAAAUACAGGCGACGUGAAUUUACAUGAGUUGAUUUGAUGUUUUUUUUAUACCUGCGGUUUAGCAUAAGCGUGAUCUCGCAUAGAUUAACAGCGUGGCAUAGACAUAAACAAGGUCUCUGGAUAGUAGUGUCAUCGCAGUGAGGAUUGUCUGCCAGAAUAGAGCUGAGGAGAGAUUUAUUAUGUCUCAUAGUCAGUCAUCCUAUCCACCCCCUACUGUACCUCUUCUGUGGGUACUCUUGUUAUGUUCUGGUGUGUCCUUGAAUUGAAUCCUGGUGCUAAAUUGGAAAAUGCAUGCAGCCAGUUAGUGAGGGGAUAGAUAGGACAAUGGUGUCGGAGUUAUUCUGAGGCUGUGUGUCUAUGAAUGUGACGUGAAUAUAAUGAGGACAUUUGUGAUGUAAAAAUAUGGGAUGUAGUAGUGUGUGUGUGUGUGUAUACACUACAGUAUGUGUGGGUGUAUGCUGAAAUAUCCAUCUGUUCACGGCAUAGUAUGUCUCUCUCUACAGUGAGGACAACCUUCAAGAGGACCUGUUUGACCAGAUCCUGGUGGGACGACUGGACUUCCCUGCUCCCUACUGGGACAACGUCACUGACUCAGCCAAGGUAACCACCACACACACACACACACACACGCUCACACACACACACACACACACACACACACACACACACACACACACACACACACACACACACACACACACACACACACACACACACACACACACACACACACACACACACACACACACACACACACACACACACACUCACUCACUCACUCAUACACACUCACACACACACACACAUACACACACACACAAACACCACCCCUGUUGCGUCAGCCCCCGUUUCAUUUGGGUGACAGUAAUGAGGGGUAAAAGGGGGUGGGAGGGUCCCGUUGAGAUCUCCCGAAAUGGAAGAGAGGAGAGAGGGACUGAAGAAAGAGAGGGAUGGUUUGGAAAGAGAGAGGGAUGCUCUAUACAAGAGAGAGGAGAGAGGGAAAAAGAGAGGGUUAGUUUAGAAGGAGCGAAAGAGGGGAUGCAAACACCAUCUCUUCUUCCACUCUCACGUCUUUAGGCUGCCUUCUUUCAUUACUCCUCUUUUCUGUUCUCUCUCUCUCUCUCUCUCUCUGCCUCUCUCUAUCUCACUGCCGCUCUCUCUCUCUCUGUGCCGCUCUCUAUCUCACUGCCUCUCUCUCUCUCUAUGCCUCUCUCUCUCUCUGCUCUUCUCUCUCUCUCUCUGCCUCUCUCUCUCUCUGCUCUCUCUCUCUCUCUCUCUGCCUCUCUCUCUCUAUCUCUCUGCCUCUCUCUAUCUCACUGCCUCUCUCUCUGCCGCUUCUCUCUCUCUCUCUGCCGCUCUCUCUCUCUGCCUCUCUCUCUCUCUCUGCCUCUCUCACUGCCUCUCUCUUUCUCUCUGCCGCUCUCUCUCUCUCUGCCUCUCUCUCUCAAUUCAAUUCAAUUCAAUUUGCUUUAUUAGCAUGACGUAACAAUGUACAUAUUGCCAAAGCUUACUUUGGAGAUUUACAAUAUUAACAUAAUUAAAAUAAUAAUAAUUAAUAUUGUCAACUGGACAACAGUAGAACAAUAAUCAAGGGUCAAAAUAACCAUACAUUGAACAAUAACAAUAACAAUAAGCAUAGAGGACGUAUGCCCACAGGUAGCCUAUUCUCAUCAGAGGGGUCUUUGAAACAUUGAAUAAGGGUCUCAAAUUUGGGGAAAUGACACUCUCUAAUUGUUUUAUAUUUUUGACAUUUUUUAAAGAAAUGCAGCUCUGUCUCAGGUUCUGCUGUGGUGCAGUGGUUGCACAGCCUUUCCUCUACAGGGAGCCAGGUUUUCCUGUGUCUACCCUUCUCAAUGGAAAGGCUGUGCUCACUGAGCCUGUACUUUGUCAAGGUUUUGAUCAGUAACCAUGGUCAAAUAGUUUGCCACGGUGUACUGUCGAUUUAGGGCCAGAUAGCACUGCAUUUUACUUUGUGCUUGUGUUUCCCAAUAAGUAAUGUAGUUUUGUUUUGACUGUGUUGUAAUUUGGUUUAUUCUGAUUGAUUGGAUGUUCUGGUCCUGAGGCUUCAGUGUGUUAGUAGAACAGGUUUGUGAACUCUGCUGGAUGAGGGGACUCAUUUCUUUGCUCAGCUCUUGGCAUUGCAGGCCUUGGUAAUGAUAUGAGAGGGGGUCACUGUAUUUUAGAUGUUUCCAAAACUUAAUUGCUAUUUUUUGAGUUUUUUAUUAGUGGAUAUUGUCCUAAUUCUGCCCUGCAUGCAUUGUUUGUAGGAUAAUCUUAGAGAACUCUGCAUGCAGGGUUUCAAUUGAGUGUUUGUCCCAUUGGGUGAAAUCUUGUUUUGCAAGUGGACCCCACACCUCGCUGCCAUAAAGUGCAAUUGGUUCAAUGACACAUUCAAUUAGUUUUAGCCAAAUUUUAAUAGGUAUUUCAAUUAGUACUUUCUCUCUCAGUUCAUUCACUGCCUCAUUAAGGUGUCCAGUUGAGCUUAUUUUUAAACCUAAGUAAUUAUAGUGUGUGCAGUACUCUAUAUAUGUUGUACCAAUUGAGAACAUUGGUCUAAUUCCCUGAGAUCUAGAUCUUCUCUGGAAAAUCAUUUUUUUGUAUUUUUGGGGUUUACUGCCAGGGCCCAGGUCUGGCAGUACUGCUCUAGCAGGUCCAGGUUCUGCUGUAGGCCAUGUGCUGUGGGGGGUGACAGCAGGCACAGGUCAUCAUGUUUACAUUGCCAAAGCAAGUGAAAUAGAUAAUAAACAAUACAAAAAUGUAAGAAUAAAGACAUUUCAAAUGUCAUAUUAUGUGCAAAUAGUUAAAGUACAAAAGGGAAAAUAAAUAAACAUAAAUAUGGGUUGUAUUUACAAUGGUGUUUGUUCUUCACUGGUUGUCUGUUUCUUGUGGCAACAGGUCACAAAUCUUUCUGUUGUGAUGGCACACUGUGGUAUUUCACCCAAUACAUAUGGGAGUUUAUCAAAAUUGGGUUUGUUUUCGAAUUCUUUGUGGGUCUUUGUAAUCUGAGGGAACUCUCUCUCGCUCUGCCUCUCUGCCUUUUAUUGCUCUGCCUCUUUCUCUCUCUGUCUCUGCCUCCAUCUUUCUGUCUGCCUCUCUCUCUCUCUGUCUCUGCCUCCAUCUUUUUUCUCUCUCUCUCUCUUCUCUCUCUCUCUCUCUCUCUCUCUCUCUCUCUCUCUCUCUCUCUCUCUCUCUCUCUCUCUCUCUCUCUCCCUUUUAAUGACUAGUGAGUGGUGAAGGGCAUGGUGCUCCCUACUCCCUCCUCUCACCCACUAAAUUACCACCAUGUGUUACACUGACAGCAGCUAUUUCAGAGCAAGGCUGAACCACUAACUAAAUCCUCUGCUGCAGUGGCACCUCGACUUAACAAAGAGAGGCCUACGUCUAGAGAUCUCAACAGUCUAUUUUUUUUAUACCUCUGCCUGUAAUAUUGCAGAUUUUAAAUGUACAGUGCCUUGCAAAAGUAUCCAUCCCCCUUGGUGUUUUUCCUAUUUUGUUGCAUUACAAACUGUAAUUUAAAUUGAUUUUUAUUUGGAUUUCAUGUAAUGGACAUACAUAAAAUAGUCAAAAUUGGUGAAGUGAAAUGAAAAAAAUAACUUGUUUCAAAAAAUAAAUACAAAUAAAUAACAGAAAAGUGGUGCAUGCAUAUGUAUUCACCCCCUUUGCUGAAGCCCCUAAAUAAGAUCUGGUGCAACCAAUUACCUUCAGAAAUCACAUAAUUAGUUAAAUAAAGUCCACCUGUGUGCAAUCUAAGUGUCACAUGAUCUGUCACAUGAUCUCAGUAUAUAAACACCUGUUCUGAAAGGCCCCAGAGUCUACAACACCACUAAGCAAGGGGCACCACCAAGCAAGCGGCACCAUGAAGACCAAGGAGCUCUCCAAACAGGUCAGGGACAAAGUUGUGGAGAAACACAGAUCAGGGUUUGGUUAUAAAAAAAUAUCCGAAACAUUGAACAUCCCACAGAGCACCAUUAAAUCCAUUAUUAAAAAAUGGAAAGAAUAUGGCACCACAACAAACCUGCCAAGAGAGGACCGCCCACCAAAACUCACGGACCAGGCAAGGAGGGCAUUAAUCAGAGAGGCAACAAAGAGACCAAAGAUAACUCUGAAGGAGCUGCAAAGCUCCACAGCGGAGGUUGGAGUAUCUGUCCAUAGGACCACUUUAAGCCGUACACUCCACAGAGCUGGGCUUUACGGAAGAGUGGCCAGGAAAAAGCCAUUGCUUAAAGAAAAAAAUAAGCAAACACGUUUGGUGUUCGCCAAAAGGCAUGUGGGAGACUCCCCAAACAUAUGGAAGAAGGUACUCUGGUCAGAUGAGACUAAAAUUGAGCUUUUUGGCCAUCAAGGAAAACGCUAUGUCUGGCGCAAACCCAACACCUCUCAUCACCCCGAGAACACCAUGGUGGCAGCAUCAUGCUGUGGGGAUGUUUUUCAUCGGCCGGUACUGGGAAACAGGUCAGAAUUGACGGAAUGAUGGAUGGUGCUAAAUACAGGGAAAUUCUUGAGGGAAACCUGUUUCAGUCUUCCAUAGAUUUGAGACUGGGACGGAGGUUCACCUUUCAGCAGGAAAAUGACCCUAAGCAUACUGCUAAAGCAACACACUAGUGGUUUAAGGGGAAACAUUUAAAUGUCUUGGAAUGGCCUAGUCAAAGCCCAGACCUCAAUCCAAUUGAGAAUCUGUGGUAUGACUUAAAGAUUGCUGUACACCAGCGGAACCCAUCCAUCUUGAAGGAGCUGGAGCAGUUUUGCCUUGAAGAAUGGGCAGAAAUCCCAGUGGCUAGAUGUGCCAAGCUUAUAGAGACAUACCCCAAGAGACUUGCAGCUGUAAAUGCUGCAAAAGGUGGCUAUACAACGUAUUGACUUUGGGGAGUGAAUAGUUAUGCACGCUCAAGUUGAUCAAAUGAUACAAACCCCCAAAAAAUUCAUUUUAAUUCCAGGUUGUAAGGCAACAAAAUAGGAAAAAUGCCAAGGGGGGUGAAUACUUCCGCAAGCCACUGUAGAUUACUUUUUUACAGGACAGUACAUGUUUUCUUCAUUAGUUACCGGAAUAGAAGAAAAUGGACUGACUCAUUUUCGUUUUCCGUUACAAAAUAUUUUGGUACGUUUUGUUAUGGUAAGCCCUAAUGAAUACAACCCUGGUUGGAGGCACAGUGAACGUAGCCAAACAGUGCUUCUGUGACACUUCUACAAUGUUCUCACUGUCAACAUGUCAAGUUAAGGUUGCGAUGACAUGACUUGAGAGAGAGACUGGACUCUGAAGAAGUCACCACUGAUGAUGUCACCAUGACCUGAUGUGUUUUCUAGGAGCUGAUUGGGCGGAUGCUGCAGGUGAACGUGGAGGCUCGCUACACGGCACAGGACAUCCUCUCUCACCCCUGGGUCACGGUAACUUGUCUUGUGGACUUUUGUGGUGUGUGUGAUGUGUGUGUGUGUGUGUGUGUGUGUGUGUGACACCAUAAAGGAGAAUAUGUGUGUGUCUCUGCAGGAUGACAACAUGGAGAACAACAUGAAGAUGGAGGUGUCAGGUAAACUGAGGACACACUUCAACACAGCGCCAAAGCACAGCACAACCACAGCAGGAGUGGCAGUCAUCAUGGUGAGAACACGACGACAACAUUCACUAUCACAACCCAUCAUUCUCCUCUCUAUGGAGACUAGUUUCUGGUCACGUUUCCCUUACACACAUUGUUUAUCUCCAUAUACUUUCCCUCAUCUGCACUCUCUGUAUUCCAACAUCUGUCGUACAUAGACACCCCAGAGUCCUCGUCUGUAGAUGCUUGAUAUUUUCAGAAUUGUGAAACCAUGGCCAGAUUUUCUUGCCACCAGUCGUAUUCUGAAGGAACCAAAAACAAAACAUCAGCUUAUAUUUUAAGAUUGAUCAAAAACAAAAAUGAGCUGUAACAAAUGUUAGUCAGUUCAGCACUACACCUACUCACUUUCAAACCAAGAAUAACCAUUUUCACAUAUAGUACUAUUAAUCAGUUAGUUACAUAAGAGUUUGAUCCAAAAGAACAUGAGAGAUUAUCUGACAGGAAAGAUAAGAAAUGGACAACUUCUGUUCAUGUAAUCAUAUCACUGAGGGUUUUAAGAGCGCAGAAUUUAUUCAAAAUGCUUUCCCCUGGGAUUACACAUGGAUAAAUCCUGAUUCAUCAUCUUAUCUCUAAAACACUUUUUCGUCCUUGUAGUAGAAAUGUAGUGUUUUAGCAUUGACGCAAUGUUCUCAGUGACUCCAGAGUACAUUGGUCUAAAGAGGUACAUCCUUAGUCAUAUCCUCCUAUCCUCUUUAUCUGUUUUUAAGCUUUGUCCCACAAGCCUAUGCUCCUCCUGGCACAGUUAUGUAACUUCCUGUUGUGGGUAGUGAACUUCCUCUCGAUCUGCCGCACACUUCUAGUCACAUCACUUCCCCACCCACCCACUCUGGUCCACUUGGGGGUCUAUGGAGCUGGAGCUGGCCUGUCAAUUACCAAUACAACAUAGGUCUGUCAAUGGAUGCAUCUCAAUUAGCUCCCACUUCCUCAUCUCCUUCCUUGUAGGUGAAGAUGAAGGAGAGGAGACAAUGAGAGGAAGCCACCUGUGUCCAGUAUACCCACUGCAGCAGUAGAAGGGGAUUAGCAUGUGCUAAGGGGCGUGUAAGGGUUCAUUUGGGACUGCCCCUGACUUGGGGGGUAAACCUCAUUUUGUUGAAAAUCUCCUUUGACAGUUUGAGAUGUAAAGGUGAUCCCUGCGCCCCCCCUGCACAUCCCACUCCCACCUCAUCCCAGGACCACAGGGGAAGCUUUGGAGCUGAGUGCAGGGUACCGAUUUCCCCCGUCCUCCGCUUUCUUCCCCUCUCCCAGCUCCAGUAAUGCCUCUCUAUAACAGAUUGAUCUGGGCAGAAUAACUCAGUAACUUUCUCCAGUGGCCUUCAAUCAGUUUGCAUGGCUGCUCUGCCCCCUCGUGUAAUUCGCCUAAGGUCUUCUCUCCUCCUCCAAUGGGGCCUCUUUCAUUUUCUCUCCCUCUCUCUUUCUCUCUCUCUCUCUCUCUCACUCAUCCUCCUCUCUCAUCCUCCACUUUUUCCUCACUCAUAAUCAUCUUCAUUAAUCAACUUGUCUCUGUGUGGACUGACUUUGUUGACAAUGAUGUCACUGCUGUGAUGAGAGUUGUUGUCUGAUUUUAGGUUUGUACAUGUUUAUUGUAUUCUGUGUUAUUGGCUGGCUGGGUGGUUAUUUGGCAUGCUAACUAACUAGUCGUAAGAGAAGCCCUCAUUGCUUCUGCUGAAUUAAUGUUUAAUUUGCCCCCGUCUCUGUCACUCAUCCAAAGUAGUGCUUUUAUAGUUAAUGCCCCUACAAUAACCUGGGGACAUUAAAUGUCUAUGGCAAUUUUACAAUAUAUUUUAUGUCUAUGUAAAGCCAUGAUCCUACUCCUACAUGUAUUGGCCGUCAUUGUAAAUAAGAAUUUGUUCUUUACUGACUUGCCUAGUUAAGAUAAAUGUUAAAUAAAAUAAAAAAUAAAUAACAAUUGGCCAUGUCAAUGGCAGGUUGACGUUUAUUGUCAUGAAUCUUGCCUUGGAGGCAGAACUGAGCGAUUUCCGCUAGAUGGACCAGCUGCAAAAUUGGGUAUAUCGUAAAAAUUAAUUAAAACAAAAAUGAGUUUUUUGGUCUUAAUUUAAGGUUAGAGUUAGGCAUUAAGCAGUUUGGUUAGGAUUAGGUUUAAAAUUAGAUUGUAUUACUUUGUGGCUGUGCUAGCUAGUGACUACUGCAGAGCUGCCUCCAGAACAAGAUUCAUGACAAUAAAUGCCAACCUGCUGUCAAUGUCCUUUGGAUAUAUUACAGUUCAUCUCCUUAUAAUUGUUAAAUUAAGCUCUACCACCACCUUGUGGUAAAACAUUUAAACUGCACUACUGCACUGGAUGAGAGAGACAGAUGAAAAUUGCUUAUAUUGCCUUGGAUUUAACAUUCCUUUAGCCUUACCAAAGUAUAGUACUCCCCAGAAGUUAAGAUUUUUCUAAAAUCAUGUCAAUGAGCUAACUAGCAUCCUGAGAGAUAGUUGUCAUAGCAGACUUUAGGGCUAAUUAGUUCCAGGCCUGAAGAGCCACACCACUGGGCACACACUGGUUGAAUCAACGUUGUUUCCACGUCAUGUCAAUGAAAUUUACAUUGAACCAAUGUGUAAUAGACGUUGAAUUGAUGUCUGUGCCCAGUGGGACACCACUGCUUUUUUUGUUUAGACUUGGAAACCAGGUGAGUAGUGGACUCUCUGGCUAACCAAUGACAUUAACUGUUCACUUAGCUACCAGGGACAGAGGAAAACUAGCAGUUCUGUGGCACACCAGAUCAGGAAUCAAACAGCCCUGAUUUCUGUGUCUCCUCUAAUGUUGUUGAGCUGUGAGUAAGACUAGUCUCUGUCCCCUCUGCUUCCUCCCCGCCCCCUCCACCCCUCCCCGACACGCCCACAUUGCCACCCUCUGAAUUAGCUCCAAGGCAAUGGUAUGUACUAACACUGAAGGCUACGCUUCUUUAAUGCUUCUUCACUGACGCCACUAAGACUCACUCACCAAAGGGAACAUGGGAAAUCUUGAUGCCUUCUGAUUGUUACAUAGUUGAGUAUUAUUAUUAUAGCAAUCCAAAUGAUCUGCAAUUCCAGAUCUGAUCUUCAGUAUCUAUAAUUGGGUUGGGUUGUGAUGAGGAAAAAUCUCUCUAGCAUCAUUUCUCAUUUUCCCUUACACUGAGCAUUGAUGAUAUGAUUUGCUGUCUUGUUGGGUCAGUCUACUACUGUGAAGGGUCUGUCACUGUAACAUCAUCCUAUCUAUGGAUCCAUGGAAGUUCCUGUCCAUAGUUUUUGAUUUUUAUCUACUGUGUUAACGUUACAUAUAAAUGUUAGUCCAUGUUAGUUACUGUGUCAGAGAUCAGUUGCUAAAGGUAUAUCCUGUGAGAUUGAAAGUCAUCUAGGGUCAGUUUUCUCUUUCCAUUAUAGAUUGACCCACUAUUUUUUAUGUCUGUCUCUCCCUACCUGUUUGGUUCUGUUGAAUUGUACAGUACAGCAGGUGAGUGUUGGUCUGACUUUCUCUCUCCCUAACCUCUGACCUCUACCAGAACACAGCUCUAGAUAAGAAGAGGAUCCAGCUGACUCGUCGCAGCCAGAGGCCCACAGCACCACCUCCACCCCCACCACUGCCUGGGAAGAAAGUAAUCCAUCCUGCAGCCAUGCCAGUCAAGCAAGCCUCACCAGUCUCACCCAACUCCAAGCUGCCAUCACCCACCAAGCUGCCAUCACCCACCAAGCUGCCAUCACCCACCAAGCUGACAUCACCCACCGAGCCUGCCCUGCCAGAGGAGGAACCCAAGAGCCCUCAGACGGAUGUGCCCGUCCCUGUUUCCCCUCCCAUCUCUCCUUCAACACCUACCAGACCUGUUACCUCUCCCUCUGUCCCUCUCUAUCCUUCCUCUCCCUCUGUCCCUCUCUCUCCUUCCUCUCCUACCAAGCCUAACAUCUCUCUCUAUCCUACCUCCCCUACCAGGCCCAACAACUCUCCCUCUCCUUCCUCUCCUACUAAACCUGUUAUCUCUCCCUCUCCUUCCUCUCCUACUAAACCUGUUAUCUCUCCCUCUCCUUCCUCUCCUACCAAACCUGUUAUCUCUCCCUCUCCUUCCUAUCCUACCAAACCUGCUAUCUCUCCCUCUCCUUCCUCUCCUUCCUCUCCUACUAAACUUGUUAUCUCUCCCUCUCCUUCCUCUCCUACCAAACCUGCUAUCUCUCCCUCUCCUUCCUCCCCUACCAAACCUGUUAUCUCUCCCUCUCCUUCCUCCCCUACUAAACCUGUUAUCUCUCCCUCUCCUUCCUCUCCUACCAAACCUGUUAUAUCUCCCUCUCCCUCUCCUUCCUCCCCUACCAAACCUGCUAUCACUCCCUCUCCUUCCUCUCCUUCCUCUCCUACUAAACCUGUUAUCUCUCCCUCUCCUUCCUCUCCUACCAAACCUGUUAUCUCUCCCUCUCCUUCCUCCCCAACCAAACCUGUUAUCUCUCCCUCUCCUUCCUCCCCUACCAAACCUGUUAUCUCUCCCUCUCCUCCCUCUCCCUCUUCACCUACCAAACUCAAAAUGUCCCCCUCUCUUUCCUCUCCAACCAAGCUCCAUUUCUGUACCUUCCCUCCUGCCUCUCCUAUGCCUGUUACUUGCCCCACUCCUUCAUCACCUUCCAAAUGCAAAGCUUCCUCCCCUCCUCCUGCCCCUUUCUCUCCCUCUGACUUUCCUAGCCCUCCCUCACCCCUGACCUGCUCCCCUCCCACUUCCCCCACCCCUCCAUCAUCCAUUACCUGCUCCUCCCCAACCGUGCCCCAACCCCUGGUGGGCCUUGA
This is a messenger RNA of Coregonus sp. 'balchen', 29782 nucleotides long. The record is from the annotation of a GenBank genome assembly. NCBI's taxonomy places the organism in Eukaryota, Metazoa, Chordata, Actinopteri, Salmoniformes, Salmonidae.